AUGGCAGCAUUAGCAGUGGUUGAAACCCCAUCAGGGAAAGAUGCUCUCGCUGAGGGUUUGCUGGACCUCUUGAGACCCGCUGUACAGCAGCUUGACUUACACGUGCACUCAGUCAGAGAAAGCCAAGUGGAACUCAGGGAACACAUUGAUAAUUUAGCAUCUGAGUUGUGUAGGAUCAAUGAACACCAGAAGGUGGCACUAGACUUAGACCCAUAUGUGAAAAAGCUUCUUAAUGCCAGGAGAAGAGUGGUGCUUGUCAACAACAUACUCCAAAAUGCACAGGAGCGUUUGCGAAGAUUGAAUCAUAAUGUGGCUAAAGAGACGGCACGCAGGAAGACCAUGCUUGAGGCAUCUGGAGCAUUUACCCCACGCUCUCCCAGCAAACCAUGAUGUCAUGAACGUCACAUUUUGGGAAUGCACCAUUACACUGUGCUCAAUGCCAAGGACCAAUGCUCUAGAUUGGCAGAAUCUUCCUCACAUCACUGGGCUAUUCAAAGCACUGCUUUAGCAUUAAUGUCACUUCAUUUAAGAGCAGUCAGGGAGACAGCAGUUUGCAAAUAUGCACUCAUUACUUUCUAGAACGUAACUAUUUGAAUAAAAAAAAUGUCUGUUUGAAUGUAAAUGAUGCUAAAAAACUGCAGCUCUGUGUACUUGCAAAUGUAAGGUUUUAAAAACAAUAGUAAUGGUCGUAACAGUAAUUACAUUUGUUAAUAUUAUGAUUAUUUUGGCUUGAGGAAGUUAUGACCACUUAAGUCAGACAUUUAGUAAUUUCUAACUUGAUGUGUUUUAUGUUUCUGACUGAUCAGACUCAUCAUUUUCUAAAACUGUUUGGUAAAAACUGAAAUUGUUCACUCAAAGAAUUUUAUUUCCCCCAGAAUUAAAAUAUACUCACUAUUUACUCUCCCUCAAGUGGGUUCCAAACCUUUAUGAUAUGGAUGCUCCGAUCAGGAUUUUUGUAGCCAAUACUGAGUACCGUUACCUCGUGAUGGUGAUUGACCAAUACAGAGUACCGAUUCUGAAGCUUCAAGCUUUAUAAUGCAUAAAGCACAUUUACACUAGUAUUCUACUUAAGUGUAGAUCUCUCCUUACCUAAGAUAAUAAAGGAAGGAUGUUACAUAUAACCCCUAAACAUGUCUCUUAGUCUAGUGUGAACAUGUCAUGGGCAGAAGCAGCUUUACAGAAAAUAAUUGUAAUUAUAUAAAUAAAAUGGUAAGAAAAACAAUGGAAGCAUUUUAAAUGAUGGAUGAUCAAUUCUACAUGUCUCAAUCAAAAAAGAUUUGUAGAGCAUAUGUGAUGCAUGAGAAGUCAAAAUUCACACCUAUAUAUCCUUUACUAGAAGGAAAUAGGCCUAUAAAUUACAAAUAAGUAUAUUUUACCUGCUGUGGUCACCCAGCGAUUGCUCACUCAUCAUUUAUCUCUUUACAUAUUUUAACACUGCUGAUGUGUAAUAUAUGGGUGAGCAUGUGUGUCUUCCUAAUCUCGUGAACAAACUUUUGCGAUCGACCAGGUUGGUGAGUAUUGAUCGUGUCAUAGUGAUUAUCAGCCGAUCUCUGGACGAUAUAUCGGAGCAUCCCUACUUGACAAGUUUCUUUUUUUCUGUUGAACACAAACUAUUUUAAAGAAUAUAAACUAGUUGCUAUUAACUUUCAUAUGAAAACCAUUGACUUUUAUGGUAUGUGUUUUUCCUACUAUAAUAGUAAAUGGUUACUAUUUUUCGAUAAUUUUCUAAAUAACGUCUUUUUUGUUCAACAGAAAUAAAUAAAUAAAAAAUCUAACCUGUUUGAUUUUUAGUGAAGGGAGAGAAAAUGAUGACAAUUUUCAGUCAUGUGAAUUCAUGCUAGCCAAGUAAAAGCAUGUUAGCAGCAUAUUAAACUUGAAUUCUGCAUGCGCUAAAUGUGUUAAAACAUGUUAACAACAUACAAAAACUUGUUAGCCACAUAUAAAAGCAUGAUAGAAACAUGCUAGCAACAUGCUUAUUUGCGCUAAUAACUUGCUAAUUUGCUAACAAUGUUUUAAAUAUGUUGUUUUUUCACUUCAUGCUAAGUUUACAUUAACUUUACAAAGCUGUUGCAAACUCAAGCAAACUUUUCUCAAGCCAACAUAAAAGUCUGUUCUAAUUAACUUUACCAACCAGUUAUUCAUAUUACUUAUUGCACAUUUAGAGGUAAUAUCCAGUCUAAUGUUUAUGAUAAGUAAAUAUGAUUAUAAAAAGCAAAUGUAU
Danio rerio (zebrafish) is the source of this 2221-nucleotide messenger RNA. It is a transcript of the gene snapin, whose product is annotated as SNAP associated protein. Lineage: Eukaryota; Metazoa; Chordata; Actinopteri; Cypriniformes; Danionidae. Gene Ontology annotation, cellular component: BLOC-1 complex; Golgi membrane; cytosol. Gene Ontology annotation, biological process: intracellular protein transport. The record is from RefSeq and is marked provisional.